GCCUAGACGCGGCUGCUCCUUCCAGCUCCGGCCGGCGGCUCCGUGUCGCUCGGGUGCGGGUCCCCGCUGCCAUGGGCCUCCCGCGCGCGCUGACCCCGCCGCCCCCGCUGCUGCCGCUGCUGCUGCUGCUGCUGCUGCUGCUGCUGCGUCCACCUGCCGCGCGGGGUAAUUGCACCUUUCCCCCAGUGGUACCUAAUGCCCAACCAAUUUUGGGAGAUCGCGACAGUUUUCCUGAAAACAUCACAGUAACAUACAAAUGUAAUGAAGGCUUUGUAAAAGUUCCUGGCAAAUCAGACUCCGUGAUCUGCCUCGACAGCAAAUGGUCACAGGUGGCCGAAUUUUGCAACCGUAGCUGUGAUGUUCCAACCAGGCUACUUUUUGCAACUCUCAAAAAGUCUUUCAGCCAACAGAAUUAUUUCCCGGAGGGUUCUGUUGUGGAAUAUGAAUGUCGUCCAGGCUACAGAAGAGACUAUUCUCUCUCAGAAAAACUAACUUGCCUGAAGAAUUUUAAGUGGUCCAAGCCAGAUGAAUUUUGUAAAAAAAAAUCAUGUCCUAAUCCUGGAGGUUUAAGACAUGGUCAUGUCACUAUACCAAAUGACAUAUUAUUUGGUUCAUCUAUCUCCUUCUCGUGUAAUGUGGGAUACAGAUUAGUUGGUGCAAUUUCUAGUUACUGUGUCCUCGCAGACAACAGUGUUGAGUGGAGUGAUCCGUUGCCGGAAUGCCAAGAGAUUUUUUGUCCAGAUCCACCAGAAAUUAGCAAUGGAUUAAUUUAUGAUCCACAGAAGACUUAUGUGUAUCUACAGUCUGUAAAAUAUAAGUGUAAGAUCGGCUUCACCCUGAUUGGAGAGAACUCUAUUUAUUGUACUGUUAAAGAUGAUCAAGGAGAAUGGAGCGGCCCGCCACCUGAAUGCAGAGGUUCUCAGACUUCUACAGUCACACCAGGAUUUCAGAAAUCCACCACGGCGAAUGUUCCAGGUACCAAAGCUACAUCAGCUCCUCAGAAAACCACUACAGCACAUGUUCCAGGUACCAGAGUCCCAUCAGCUCCUCAGAAACCCACCACCAUAAAUGUUCCAGCUACAAAGUCCCCAUCAACUCCUCAGAAAACCACUACAGCACACGUUCCAGCUACAGAAGUCCCAUCAGCUCCUCAGAAACCCAACACAAUAAGUUCUUCAGCUACAGAAGUCCUGUCAACUCCUCAGAAACCCAACACAGUAAAUAUUUCAGCUACAAAGGCCCCAUCAACUCAGAAACCCAACACAAUAAGUUCUUCAGCUACAGAAGCCCUACCAACUCCUCAGAAACCCAAUACAGUAAAUAUUUCAGCUACAAAGGCCCCAUCAGCUCAGAAACCCAACACAAUAAGUUCUUCAGCUACAGAAGUCCUAUCAACUCCUCAGAAACCCAACACAGUAAAUGUUUCAUCUACAAAGGCCCCAUCAACUCAGAAACCCAACACAGUAAGUUCUUCAGCUACAGAAGCCCUACCAACUCCUCAGAAACCCAACACAGUAAAUGUUUCAGCUACAAAGGUCCCAUCAACUCCUCAGAAACGCACCACAGGAAAUGAUUCAGCCACAACCAAAAAAUCCUCCACAUCAAAUGCUCUAUUUACAAAGACCCCAUCAGCAGCCCAGAAUCCCAUCAUGGCAAAUGCAUCUGCUACACAGGCCAUCCCAGCAACCCAUAAAUCCACCACAACGAAAGCUUCAUUUACACAGCGCCUUCCAGCAACACAAAAGUCCACUGCUGUACAUGCCCCAACGACUAAGGGUCUCCACACAACAAAAAGAUUGACCUUUGCUCAUAUUACAGCAAAACAGAGUUCAGCUGUUCCCAGAGCAACCAGCACACCUAAAGGAAGAGGGACCCCCGGUUCAGGUGCUAGCACCAUUACAACUGGACUUGUUGCUGGUACUGUAAUUGUUAUCCUAAUUAUAAUCAAAAUUUUCUGGCACUAUGGAAAAUCAGGCUCUUAUUACCCUCAUGAAAACAGCAAAGCAUUCAGUGCUGUGUUUCAAAAUUUAACUGUGACUGGUGAUGCCUCAGAAGUAAGACCUUCUGCUAAAUUAUAAAAAGACAUGCAUGUGUAACAUUGACAGUCUUGUUUGUGAUGCUAGUUACCAUGGGCUAGCUGAUUUAUCCGAAGAAGAGUUAAGAAGAAAGUGCACACAAGUAUGCAGAAUAUUUCUAGUUUCUUAGACCUUUCUGAAGGAGUGGACGAAAUAAAUGGAAUAGUGCUCUUCAUUCUGCAUACUAUCCUUGUCUUUAAGGGGCAUAGGAACAUCAACAAAGCAAGGAGAAGUGAAUCUGUCCUUGGACACUCCCAAACCAAUAGAACAACUUGCAAGAUUUAGAGUGAUUACUUUCCUAAAAGUGUAGGAAAGUGUAGAGGUUUGUUCAUACUUAGAAUGUAAGCAUGAAGAAAAGAAAAUAUCAUUUUUCCCCACUAGAUAUGUACAUUAUUUUGUUCACAAAGAAAAUUAAAAACAGUAACUGGAUAUUGGAAAGAAACAAACAAACAAAAAAUCUAAAAUCAGUCUCUUCUGAGCAAACUUGCCAAAAAGAGAUGAAUCCUAUUAUAAAAUAACACUUGACUGGAGGGCACUUUCAUCUUUUCUUAUUCCAUUAAAAUGAGUCUGAAUGGGGUGGCAAAAUAUCCUAAAGGAAAAACAUGCUUAUGACCCAAGAGUUGAUUUUCUUGGGUUAGUUGGGGACAAAGGAAGAACAUAGAAUGAAGAAAUAAUUCCUUCUUUGUCACACAAGUACAGGUACCACAACAAGACUUAGCCUCUCACUUGUAAGUAAGAUGGAUUGGCUAUAAUUUUGUUUUAGGACAAUUUUUUUUUUCACUUGGAGAAAGACCCCUAUGAAAGCAUGAAAGGUAUCUUUAUUGACUUAAUGUCUUUAAAAAUAUCCAGAGAUGUUAUGAUAUUAACAUGAGAAAAGGGUGUAUCUUUCUGAAGUGAGAUGUUCAUAGCCAAAUUGUAAAUCUUUUGUAAUAUUGAGAUUAAUUUAUUUAUAUUUAUUUAUGUUGGUGAAUGAAUUGGUUUUACAUGUAUAGGAAGAAAAGUUCAAGAAUAUAUGUAAAGAAAAAUUUAUUUUCCCUAAAUAGAAAUAAAUAAUUGAUCGCAA
Molecule: messenger RNA, 3138 nt
Organism: Canis lupus familiaris (dog)
Lineage: Eukaryota; Metazoa; Chordata; Mammalia; Carnivora; Canidae
Gene: CD55
Product: CD55 molecule
Exons: 11
Coding region: 72-2078 (668 amino acids)
Source: RefSeq, a predicted model, not a curated record